UUCUGAAAAACGUUUAAUGGCUGAAACAGUCGUGUGCACACAUGAUACCACACCGGUGUCGCUAGCUUUAUCUUGAGUAUUUUAACGAAUAUAACAUCAGUAAUUGAUUUAACGGUCAUUUAAAAGUAUUUUCUCAGUUUCAACGCGGGUUUGCUGAAGGUGACUGCAGCAUGUUUGUGUUUGGAGGAGUGCUGGGGCGCGCGGUGACAACCUGUCAAUCAUCGGCUCUGCUGUGCGCUAGACUCUUCAGCACAGGCUCGUGCACCAGAAUACGAAUGCACGCGAUCCCCAAACUGAGAGAGGUGGAUCGAUGGACGGAGAAGAGAAGCAUGUUUGGAGUCUACGACAACAUCGGGAUCCUGGGAGGUUUCAAAGCUCAUCCGAAAGAGCUGAUCGGAGGGCCGGUGUGGCUCCAAGGCUUCAGAGGAAACGAGCUCCAGCGGCUCAUCAGGAAGAAGCGGAUGGUGGGAGAGCGGAUGAUGGCCGAGGACAAGCACAUCCUGGACAAGAGGAUCAGCUUCUUGUACCGCCGCUUCAACAGAUACGGCAAACACAGAUAG
This is a messenger RNA of Carassius carassius (crucian carp), 560 nucleotides long. It is a transcript of the gene mrpl51, whose product is annotated as mitochondrial ribosomal protein L51. Gene Ontology annotation, molecular function: structural constituent of ribosome. Gene Ontology annotation, biological process: translation. Gene Ontology annotation, cellular component: mitochondrial large ribosomal subunit. The transcript has 4 exons. The record is from RefSeq and is a predicted model, not a curated record. NCBI's taxonomy places the organism in Eukaryota, Metazoa, Chordata, Actinopteri, Cypriniformes, Cyprinidae. Bases 171 to 560 code for a protein of 129 amino acids.